Molecule: messenger RNA, 1341 nt
Organism: Emericellopsis atlantica
Lineage: Eukaryota; Fungi; Ascomycota; Sordariomycetes; Hypocreales; Bionectriaceae
Product: butyryl-CoA dehydrogenase
Exons: 3
Coding region: 1-1341 (446 amino acids)
Biological process (GO): fatty acid beta-oxidation using acyl-CoA dehydrogenase; butyrate catabolic process
Molecular function (GO): flavin adenine dinucleotide binding
Source: RefSeq, a predicted model, not a curated record
AUGAAUUUCGACUAUCCGCCUGAGCUUCAGGCCUACCUCGCCAAGCUCGACGCCUUCAUCAAGGCUGAUAUUCUUCCCAUGGAGGAGGAGAACAUUCAAUUCUUUGAUCACCGUCGAGAACCAUCGCGAACACAAUGGGACAACCAAGGCCUGCCCACGCCUGAGUGGGAAGCGCUCUUGGCACGGGCGCACAGGAUUGCUGACGAGUCGGGCUUCUACCGUUUCGCGCUGCCCAAAGAAUACGGAGGCCUCGAGCACGAGGAUACCAAUCUUUGGAUGUGCGCCAUUCGAUUCCACUUGGCUUCGAAUCCCCUGUACGGCGGAGGAGUGAGUCUGGCCAACGAUCUGCAAACGGAGCACAGUGUCGUGGGCAAUUUUCCGGAUUUCCUCAUGCUCUAUCACUGGGGCAGUACCAAACAGAAGGAUGAGUACAUCCCAGCGCGACUCAGGGGGGAUUUCCGCAUGACCUUUGGCUUGACGGAGAUCCAUCACGGCAGCGACGCAACGCACAUGGACACCAAGGCCACGACCAUCAAGCUCAAAGACGGAUCGCCCGGCUUCAGUAUCAGCGGCAACAAACGAUGGCAGACUGGCGCCCACCAUGCCACGCACUUUCUAAUCUUUGCACGGACGGCUGGCAAGGCUGGCUCAGCGCACGGCAUCACGGCCUUUCUCGUGCCACGCGCAACACCGGGUGUGUCCAUUGCCUCGUACGAGUACACGCUCAACAUGCCCACCGACCAUGCCACGGUGCUGUUGGAAGACGUUCAAGUGCCAGACUCGGCCAUCCUGGGCCCGUUGCAUGGCGGCCUCGCCAUCGCCCAGACCUUCACACACGAAAACCGCAUCCGCCAGGCGGCCAGUUCCUGCGGCGCUGCCAAGUUCUGUGUCGAUAGGUCCAUUGGGUAUGCACGAGAUCGCGUCGUAUUCGGCAAGCCGUUGGCGUCGAACCAGGCGAUUCAGUGGCCACUCGUCGAGCUCUCGACGCAAAUUGAGAUGCUCCGCCUCCUGAUCCUGCGCACAGCGAGUGAGAUGGACCGGGUGCAGCGAGAGUACGCGUCUGGCAAGGAGGUCCCGGCGUGGGUGGCCAUUGAGGAGCAGCUAGGUCACAAGAUCAGCAUGUGUAACUACUAUGCCAACCGACUGGUGUGCCAGGCUGCCGACAACGCGAUCCAGGUCCAUGGAGGCAACGGGUACAGCCGGCAUCAGCCAUUUGAGCACAUUUGGAGGCACUUUCGUCGGUAUCGCAUCACGGAGGGGAGUGAGGAGGUGCAGAUGCGCAAGGUGGCGGGAUACUUGUUCGGGUUCAAGACAGGGCGUGAGAAGAAGGGGAAGUUGUAG